Molecule: messenger RNA, 300 nt
Organism: Entrophospora sp. SA101
Lineage: Eukaryota; Fungi; Glomeromycota; Glomeromycetes; Entrophosporales; Entrophosporaceae
Source: the annotation of a GenBank genome assembly
AUGUCUAAAAAGAAAAACGCUGGAGAAUAUAAAGCAAAUACAGUAAAACAAGCUGUUGAUGCUAUUAACCACCACUUGGUAAAAUUUUCACCAAUCUGUGGAAUCAAUUUACAUGACAAAUACAAGUUUCCAGAUUUAUGGACUGUAUUACAUGGUAAAAUGAAAGAUUUGCAAGAAAAAGGAUUUGGCGAAAAAGAGGGAUCAAUGGCAUUAACAGCACAACAACAUUAUCAUAGCAAAAACAAACAACGUGGAAUUGAAGGAGGUGUUUCACAAGAUAUUCACCUUCCUCCAAAUUAA